Knipowitschia caucasica is the source of this 357-nucleotide messenger RNA. NCBI's taxonomy places the organism in Eukaryota, Metazoa, Chordata, Actinopteri, Gobiiformes, Gobiidae. The record is from the annotation of a GenBank genome assembly.
AUGGCGCUUCCUCUAGAGGCCAAGUUUUUUGCCCAACUAGACAAGCAUUCGACAGCACUCUUGGCACUGGCACGAGAGAAGGGAGGAAAAAUGCGGGAAAAGCUGGCCCCAAUCAUGCACACCUAUGACCAGGCUGAAGACAUCCAUAUGAAAAGAACAAGCAUUUUGAAGGCCCUCAUCAUCAUCAUUGGAGAAGAUGUGAGCAACCUCAUCAAGGAGUAUGUCGACUGUCAGGAAGAUGACCUUCAGGGGGACUUGGAGCUGGUAACCAUGGCGGUGUUUUCCAUCGGAUCGGCAGGUGUGAGGUGCAGUCUCCUGGUAAUAUUGGUGUUGCCAUUGAAGGAGUCAGACUCUUGA